Messenger RNA from Paramecium octaurelia, 790 nucleotides. The record is from the annotation of a GenBank genome assembly. NCBI's taxonomy places the organism in Eukaryota, Ciliophora, Oligohymenophorea, Peniculida, Parameciidae.
AUGUAAUAAAAGAUGAAAGAAGGUGAACUCAAAUUUAUUGAUUUUUUGAUUGAUUACUAGAAAAAUACAGAAUAAAGUGCAUUUCAAAAAAGCAAUUUGAUUAGAGUUUAUGAAAGGUUUGAAUAUUAAUAGUAAUAAGUAUUGAUUAUGGAACUUGGAGGAAAAGAUAUGAAUUCUGUUUUAAAAAAAAGUCAACUAACAUAAUUAUAAAAAGAAUAAAUAUGUUUAUAAGUAAUAAUUUGAUAUUAGAUCUUAGAUUGCUUAAUCAAUUGCAUUUCUUCAUAAAUACCAAAUUAUUCAUAGAGAUAUUAAACCUGAAAACUUUAUAUAAGUAGGUUCCAUUUUCAAAUUAAUAGAUUUUGGUUUAGUAAAACAAAGAGAACAAAAUUUAAGAUAGACAAAAAUGGUAGGAUCCCCACAGUAUUAAGCUCCAGAGAUAAUCAAUGGAUCAGAUGAUUAUACAGCUUCUGUUGACAUUUGGUCUUUAGGAUGUCUAUUUUUUGAAAUAUUCAAAGAAUCACCAUUAUUUAAUGGUAUUCAUUUUAUUCUAUAUUAAGGUUUAUCUAUAAGGGAAGUAUAAUAAUCAAUUUUUAAUUAUUGCAGAAAUUAACAAUAAGUACAAUUUUAAAUUCAAUAAUUACCAAUCAGAGAAGAAUUAAAAAAUUUACUUUCAUUAAUGAUUGAUCCAAUACCUCACAAAAGACCUAAUAUCGAUUAUGUCCAAAAACAAUUCUAACUCAAAUUCUAAUCUAAAAUACAAUACUUCUAGAGAAGUAGUCCCUGUAAAUGA